CACACACACAGCUGCGUACAUUUCUCCCCCACCUUCCCACUUUCUCCCGUGCAGCCGAGGCGCUUUUCGUCUCCAAAGCCUGUCUCCAGGAGCAUGUCCUCACACAUGCAGCCUCGGUGCGAUGAAGCGAACCAAAAGACGCCACCAGCUUGACAGCAUGAAAGCAGUGGCCAUGGCUAUUAACCAUGAAGCUGGAGCCAGACCCUCCCAUCGCUUCCUUCUAUCAAACAGAGCCACUCUGGUGCUACAUUGAACACACACUCUCUGAGUAUGCCAUCCAAGUGCGAGAAAGCCCAACGGAGCGCUUAACACCCGCUAUUCCAUCUGAGUAGGAGGUGGCAACGAAAGACCAAAUGCCAUGGAUGUAUUUAAUUUCAAUUACUCGAAUGCCUCUGAAGGCAAUAACACAGAAGUUGUGGCAGAAAGCGAAAGCGCCUACAAGACUGUGGAGGUGGUGUUCAUCGUGUUGGUGGCCGGUUCUCUCAGUUUGGUUACAGUUAUUGGAAAUAUCCUGGUCAUGCUUUCCAUCAAAGUUAAUAGGAACUUACAGACGGUCAACAACUACUUUUUAUUCAGCCUCGCAUGUGCUGACCUGAUAAUUGGACUGUGCUCUAUGAACUUGUACACAGUCUACAUCGUAAUGGGAUACUGGCCCCUGGGCCCGGUGGUGUGCGACUUGUGGUUAGCCUUGGACUAUGUUGUCAGCAAUGCGUCUGUCAUGAAUCUUCUCAUCAUAAGCUUUGACAGAUAUUUCUGUGUCACCAAGCCCCUUAGCUACCCUGUCAAGAGGACCACCAAGAUGGCGGGAAUGAUGAUUGCAGCGGCCUGGGUCCUGUCUUUUAUCUUGUGGGCGCCAGCUAUUCUCUUCUGGCAGUUCAUUGUCGGUGGGCGGACAGUGCCUGAAAGGGAGUGCUACAUACAGUUCUUCUCCAAUGCUGCAGUCACUUUUGGCACCGCCAUUGCCGCCUUUUACCUGCCUGUCAUCAUAAUGAUUCAGCUUUACUGGCAGAUCUCCAGAGCAAGCAAGAGCCGCGUGAAGAAGGACAUCCGCAAGCCAUCAGCAGCCAAUCCAGAGCCCCUGUCGCCGGCUCAGAGGAGGAACAACACUCCAAAACCCAACAAUAACAACGUACAGGGGGAGGACACAGGUUGCUCCCCGAGCCAGAAUGCCAAGGAUGGAGCUAACCAGCAUGAUGGGAAACUGCAAAAUGGCAAGGGACCUUCCUCGACAAAUGCUGAUGGAGAACCUGAAGGUGAAGAUGCGGCAAGGGAGAACUGCGCUCCAGGAGAAGAGAAAGAAAGCUCCAAUGAUUCAACAUCUGGAAGUGUGGCUGCGUCCAAUCAGAAGGAUGAAGAGGCAGCUGCCUCCACCGCUUACUCCAGUGCUGAAACAAGCCAGCCCCUCCCUCGUCAGCGAGCCAAGGCAGGGGGCUCCAAGCUGACCUGUAUCAAGAUCAAGACUAAAUCGCCCAAAGGUGAUUGCUACACCCCAACCAACGCCACCGUUGAGAUCGUCCCGGCUUCAGAGCGGCAGAAUCACGUUGCGCGGAAGAUUGUGAAGAUGACAAAGCAACCUCCCAAGAAGAAGAAAGGACCGCCAUCACGGGAGAAAAAAGUGACCCGCACCAUAAUGGCCAUCCUGGUAGCUUUCGUUGCCACCUGGACUCCUUACAAUGUGAUGGUGCUUAUAAACACCUUCUGCUCCAGCUGCAUCCCCAACACAGUGUGGACUAUUGGCUACUGGCUGUGCUACAUCAACAGCACCAUCAACCCAGCGUGCUACGCUCUGUGCAAUGUCACGUUCAAAAAGACAUUCAAGCAUCUUCUCCUCUGCCAAUAUAAAAAUAUUAGGUCAGCCAGAUAAAUAUGGGCCACUUGGGAUGAAGAGUUUAAGUGUGAGUUGUCUGUUUGUGUGUA
Molecule: messenger RNA, 1917 nt
Organism: Eleginops maclovinus (Patagonian blennie)
Lineage: Eukaryota; Metazoa; Chordata; Actinopteri; Perciformes; Eleginopidae
Gene: chrm2a
Product: cholinergic receptor, muscarinic 2a
Exons: 3
Coding region: 359-1864 (501 amino acids)
Biological process (GO): G protein-coupled receptor signaling pathway, coupled to cyclic nucleotide second messenger; adenylate cyclase-inhibiting G protein-coupled acetylcholine receptor signaling pathway; regulation of heart contraction
Cellular component (GO): dendrite; plasma membrane; synapse
Molecular function (GO): G protein-coupled serotonin receptor activity; G protein-coupled acetylcholine receptor activity
Source: RefSeq, a predicted model, not a curated record